Messenger RNA from Menidia menidia (Atlantic silverside), 5306 nucleotides. Lineage: Eukaryota; Metazoa; Chordata; Actinopteri; Atheriniformes; Atherinopsidae. The record is from the annotation of a GenBank genome assembly.
CCAUCCCCCAUCCACCCUUUUGACACUGCCCUACCAAAGCCGUGGUUGUGCGAAGUGAAUGACGUCUCUGAAUUUGCGGGCCGCCGACGCAGGGCUGGGUUUCCAUUUUCAUAGCGAGUUUCGGGGGGGAUCGUCAACAUGGAGCCGGAGAUGGAGGACAAGACGGUGGAACUGAUGAACACACCAGGGAUGGAGUCACAGAACCUCAUGGAUGACCUGUCGCCAAAGAAGAAUACAGUUAUCAAGCUUAGUAAUGGUCCCGUUGUGGGUUCACGCAAGCGUCCGUCAGAAGGGAACUACGAGAAGGAGAAGGAACACUGCAUUGCCCUGUUUGACCAGUGGUCAGAGGCAGACCAGGUGGAGUUCGUCGAGCGCCUGAUAUCCCGUAUGUGCCACUACCAGCACGGCCACAUCAACUCCUACCUCAAACCCAUGCUGCAGAGGGAUUUCAUCACUGCAUUGCCAGCCCAAGGCUUGGAUCACAUAGCAGAGAACAUCCUGUCCUUCCUGGAUGCCCGCUCGCUGUGUUCAGCAGAGCUGGUGUGUAAAGAGUGGCAAAGGGUUAUUUCUGAGGGUAUGCUGUGGAAGAAGCUCAUUGAACGUAUGGUCCGAACCGACCCGCUUUGGAAAGGCCUGUCUGAGAGACACCAAUGGGAGAAAUAUCUGUUCAAGAACCGCACACCAGAAGUCCCACCCAAUUCGUACUAUCACUCCCUUUAUCCUAAGAUUAUUCAAGACAUAGAGACUAUUGAGGCUAAUUGGCGAUGUGGAAGACACAACUUGCAGAGGAUUCAGUGUCGCUCAGAAAACAGUAAAGGGGUUUACUGUCUCCAGUAUGAUGAUGACAAGAUUAUCAGUGGCCUUAGGGACAACUCCAUCAAGAUCUGGGAUAAGCAGACACUGGAAUGUCUGAAGAUACUGACCGGUCACACGGGCUCAGUACUAUGUCUCCAGUAUGAUGAGAGGGUCAUUGUCACCGGGUCUUCUGACUCUACUGUCAGAGUCUGGGAGGUGACGACGGGUGAGGUACUGAACACACUGAUCCACCACAACGAGGCGGUUCUUCACCUGCGUUUUGCGAACGGUCUGAUGGUCACCUGCUCUAAGGACCGUUCUAUUGCAGUCUGGGACAUGGCCUCGCCAACCGACAUAAGCCUACGCCGCGUCCUGGUGGGACACCGGGCUGCAGUCAACGUUGUUGACUUUGACGACAAAUACAUAGUGUCCGCCUCAGGGGACCGCACCAUCAAGGUAUGGAGCACCAGCACCUGUGAGUUUGUGCGCACUCUAAAUGGUCACAAGCGGGGGAUUGCCUGUCUACAGUACAGAGAUCGUCUGGUAGUCAGCGGUUCAUCCGACAACACAAUCAGGUUAUGGGACAUAGAGUGCGGGGCGUGUUUGCGAGUGCUGGAAGGUCACGAGGAGCUGGUGCGCUGCAUUCGCUUUGACAACAAAAGGAUUGUCAGCGGCGCCUACGACGGCAAGAUAAAGGUGUGGGACCUGCAGGCAGCCCUGGACCCACGAGCCCCGGCCAGUACACUAUGCCUGCGCACUCUAGUGGAACACUCUGGCCGCGUGUUCCGCCUGCAGUUUGAUGACCAGAGGGAAGAUCUCCUUCCCGCACCUACACAUACAUUUCUAGAUAGCAGGUGGAGCCCUUCAACACUUCCUUUCUUGGAGGAAACCUAGGGCUGAUUAGCUGAUGGGUGCAUCUGUCGUGCAAAGGAGCCUAUCUUUUCUCCUCCCUCCUUGUCAUCUCUCUGUCCAUCUCCCACAGCUCCCUGCCUGUUCUGACAGACUCUAAGAUUGUGCCCAUUGCCUGACAGUACAGUGACAUACACACAGACCAACACUGAGGAUUCCUUACUACAGACCCAAUGCAACUCUCUCAACAAAUUCACCUUCUUUGACUAAUUUAUGUUUUGUAAAGUACACUAAUGACAGUAUUAACACAGACCGUAUAUAAGCCACAACUUCCCUUUUUGUCCCCUUGAUACGAACUUAAAGCGGCUCCUGCUCGUCAGUUUUUAAUCCCUAACAAAACAGGUUUCCACUGAUAUAAAAUCGCUUAUAGGUAUAUAUUUAUAUAUAUUACACAGACGCACACAUACACAGUGGCACAGUUGGACAGAGGAUGACCAGAGCUGUGAUGUGGGAGAUAGAGACUCUUGACUCGGCUCUAGGAAAGAAGGGAAGGACGGGAGACGGAGGGAGUGAACUGAGGAGAAAUGUGUCGGGGAUAACCUCGACGCUCUCACACUCCUCCUCGCUUCUCUGCGUCUCUCUCUCUCUCUCUCCAUCCCCCACACCCACCCCCCCUCGCUCCCCCUCCUACCAACCCCCCAGAGAUGCACACUUGCUUGGAAUUUGGGGGCGCACACGCUCGAAAGUGUGUGUUUGCAUUUGUGGACUUUGUGAAAUGGCAGAACAGAGCAGAAGCAUCAGACAUGCAUGUGAGGUUGCCGUGGAUACAGCAUCCUGGUACACCUCUGCUUUUUUUUUUCUCUUUAACUCUUUCUUACUGUUUUUUUUUAUUAUUGUUAUUUUCUAAUUUUAUUUGAGUAUUUUGGUUCUUAGUACAAAAAAAUCAUACUACUAAGCCUAGUCCUUUCGCCUCCCUUUUUCUCUUACUGUCUUUCUCCAGUUUUUUUUUUUUCUUCUUACUUCAACCCAUGUUCAUCUGUCCCUUUCACGUCAUCUUUCUCUCCGAUCAUCUACAUGCUUGCUUUGGUUAUGAGAGAAGCUGGAAUUCAAGAGCUCAAAUUUAGCUGUAAACGGAGUUGUCUUGUCAAAUUGUGUUGUAUAUUAAAAUGAUUUUUUAAAGAAGAAAAAUGACCUUAUUGUGAAUAAAGUACUUGACAGUGGUGGAGUGUUGAGCCAACUAUAACAUGAAUGAGUGUCUUAAGUGUCUAUCUGUUCUCGUCUGUGUGCAUGUGUGAGUGGUUUUGUGUUGUGUACUUUGCCAUGUGACCAGUGUAUACAACAAACCGUAUGGUUUUAAAUAUCUUCUUUGUUCUUUCAACAGUAUUGGGAAGUAGUACUGUUUGCAUGGCAAACAGUGGAGUUAUUGAAAUUUAAUUUCCUUUUUAUUUUUUGAUGAUUAUUUUUUAAUGUGGAACGUUGCUAACAGCAACUAAAUUAAAAUGUGGUCACUAUUGAGGGAAUGUACUAGAAAAAUUCAGGGGAGGUGAUGCCAAGUUCAGAAUAUCUCCCCAUGAAAUGCCUCAUGUUCAGGACCAGAAAUAUUUCUCCAUUUGGAUUGAAUCCAUUGAGUAUGCGGUAAUCUUUGUCUUGUCACAUGUGGGGGUUGUGAUCAUUAACAUCAAGUUUUAAUGAAAAUGUUCUGUUCUCAUCUGUGAAAACUGACCAAGUCUGAAAAAGUGCGCUUUGGUUAGUUUUGAAAUUUUUGUAACUUUUUUACGAACCACAUGUCAAGUCACUGAUUUAAGCAAAAGGGAUUUAUGUUUAAACCAAAGUUAAUAUAAAAAAAACAAAAACAAUGUUGCAAUAAACUGACAUGCCACUCCUAUGCACAGUCCUGUGGGACUAGUAAUCAGCAAAAACUUAGCCUUUGGUUGUUUUUUGGUCUGUUUCUUUAAAGGAGAAACUGUGAAUGUGUCAGUGUGGCAACUUUGCCGCUGUUCUGAAAAUGACCACUAGAUGGGAGUGUUGACUCACUUUCUCUCGCAGGGGAAAUCUGUUGGAGGCUUUGGCUCUGACUGUUGGUUUGGAGUUUGGUGUAUAAACAACCUGUUGCAGAGGAUUGCGUACGCAGUCCUGUAAACAGUGUCACUGUGAUGACGCCAUGUGUGUUUGGAAUGAUGUGAGCUGUACAUUUUCUAGCAAAGCUCCGUGUUGAAUUGACUCUACUGUACAUUUUUCCAAUUAUUCUUCAGUGUGUAUUCUUCAUAACAGGAGGUGGCCUGCUCAGAGGGUGUGGGGUUUUUUGGGGGAUGUUCAACGUUUCUGGGUUUACUUCUGUAUAGUAAAAGGGUUCAGAUUCUGGGAAUAAGUAAUGUGGGAUGGAUUUGUGCUUGGUGGAGCACCAUUAAUAUAUGAUGUGUGUAUGUGUUGGAUAUGGGUGUGUGUGCUUCCUCUGGGUCUGUGGGAUUCUGGCCCAUAAUUCCUGCAGCUCUCAGGUCACAGCGCUGUUCUCACGCACAUAUUUGGCAUUCCUUCCCCGACAUGAUUACCAUACACCUUCCACUCUGGGUUUGGCUACGCGGAAUAUUUCCAUCAUUCCCGAGCUGAACUGAAGCAACGUUCCAGAAGUGAACAACUCAGCCCUGCACCGCCACCCCCUACUCACUCUUCUUUAUCCCACACCCGCUUUCCCUCCCACCUCAGUGUCUCCUUAUACUGUCCCCCCACCCCCUUCUGUUGCAGAUUCCCGCUGGCUUGCAAUAAGAAUCCUCUGGUACAACCUUUUUUCCCCCUGAGUCAGCUGUUUGUGUCUGCCGACACGAUUGGGUCAUUUGGCAGCGACAUCUUUUCAGUGACCUCCCGCUAGGAUAGGGAAGGAAGGAGUGGGGGGGGGGGUGGUGAGGGGGAUGAGAAGGAGAAGCAGUUAUAAAACUUUGUGUCACUACUGCAUUUCACCUCUACUUUUCAGCCGGAUCCUUCGUUCUGUAUCGGUGGAAAAGAUUCAGUUUUUCUGAUGCGUCACAUUUUUACAGGGCUUCUGCGUGAUACUGGUAAUACUGGUUUCUUUUGUAUUUCCAGUGCUAUUCUAUAACGUCCCAGUUGCUGUGUUUGUUCACAAGAACCAUGAAAACCAGAGACAUUGUCCAACUGUGGCCUUCAAGUGUUUGCACCAUGGCUCUACCUUCUCGUUCAUACAAUGAAUUUCUGUUCACAAAUUCACGCCCACACCUGCUUGGAGGCACAAAGUGAGAUUCAUACCAUUGCUUGAAUUUGUCCCAUUUUUCUCAGAAGGCCUUGAUUCAUGUUUUAUGCAGCUUUGUGGUGAUUCAUGAGUGGGUGACGAUGCAAUGUAAUUAAUAGCAGCAAAAAUUCAUCUUUCUUUGUUAAAAUGAAUGCAUACAGUUAAUAAGGCCUAAUAGGGUUGGGCAGUAUUGAUACAUUUUAUCAUGGUUACGUUUGUUUGUACAGUACUGUGCAAAAGUCUUAAGGCAACCAUCAUUUCAUCAGAUUUUGCUCCCACUAAGCCAAACCUUCUUGUAAUCUUUUAAAAUGGUCAUAAACAACUAUUUUCCUGACUUUCAGAGUUUUUCUUUAUAUACUGAACUCAAUAAAACAUGUACCAUUUGUCUGUGAAAUAACUUGUUUCUGACCAUUAAUUAUUC